This is a messenger RNA of Colletotrichum scovillei, 1323 nucleotides long. RefSeq lists its product as uncharacterized. The record is from RefSeq and is a predicted model, not a curated record. Lineage: Eukaryota; Fungi; Ascomycota; Sordariomycetes; Glomerellales; Glomerellaceae. The transcript has 3 exons. The coding region runs from base 1 to 1323 and encodes 440 amino acids.
AUGGAACUCCUUGUCGUGUUGCUAGGACUAUUCCUGUGGGCUGGCGCCACGCCGGUUCUGGAGAAGAUGGACCCCAUUUGGAAUAAAGAGAAAAUGUGUAACGGAUGGGACCUUUCGACUGCUGGAGGCGUUGAGCGACUGUGGCAAGAAACCGCCGCGGGCUUUUCUCUCGAUUUUUUCCUCGAAAUAAGCCUGAGCUGGACCACCAAGCUUGAACAUAAAAUGCGAAGCAGUGGUCGUCCCGGAGUCGGCGGCUGUUCGACAAUCGGCGGUCAAUGCAGCCCUUUUAGCGACUGGGACUGCGAGAGAUACUAUGAUGAAACCAACAAGACUGGCUUUGGCAGAAACUCAUACUGGGUCUUCCAAGCCGUCAUAGGGCUACACAGCAAGAUUGACAAGAUCAACGAAGAGAUUACUCGACAAACCCUGGUGGAGAAUUUGAAGAUAUCGCAGACGCUCAGUGAGUUUGACGCGCCGGACACGAAGGCUUCAAGUGUGUUCAAGUGGAUUGCAGCCGCUGCAUCAAUGGGAGGCGGUCUCAUGCCUUUGCCAGGAGCGGGCCCUGCCGGAUUCGUGACUGCAGGACUAGCUAUCAUUGGCAGCAUCUCUUCUCAGAUGGCCGAUGCGGAAUCGAAAGAGAAUACAGAGGCGAAUGAUGUUGCAGUCGCCUUAGGGAAUGCCUUUGAAAGCCUCACGAAAGGCCUUGAAGACAUCCUUCGCGUCGCUACAGGCGGUGGAGUUGAUGACAACGAGUACAAUGCUCUUCCUUCUCUUGGAAACGAGAAGGACGAUUUUCUCAGCAAAGUCCCUGCUUUUCUGAACGGCGGUUGGCCAUUACUUGCUGAGGACUCGAGCGAAUUCACAGAAUGGGUUGACAUCAUCAGUGAUAACCUCAAGAUGAAAGUGGCAACUGAGGCCAUGAAGGCUUCGAAACUACAUCUGGUGGCAGACAGACACAAAGACGCCGCAACCCGAGAAGGAUGUGGAACCGACAUAGGCCGUCAGUGGAUGGAACUGAGAAGCGGCGAAGAGUACUGUUUCUACCUAAUGAGAGAAUCGGCUGACACUUUCUGGUACGAGGCCGAGCCCAGGAUCUACGAUGCGAUGGAGAGUCACGGCAUUGGGAAUCGAGUACCAUUCUACGCUGCCAUUAUUGACUGCGCCCUCAAUGGAAAUGGCGAUGGCGUGGAGAUUGGGGGUGGAAUAGGAAAGGUACCUCGGUGCUACUUCGACCUCCCGGCAGUAUUUUACGACGAGAGCGGGAACUGCAUGGAUCCUACCACUGAUGGCUGCAGUCCGGUAACAACUUCACCGCUCUCAUAG